Messenger RNA from Akanthomyces muscarius, 1218 nucleotides. RefSeq lists its product as uncharacterized. NCBI's taxonomy places the organism in Eukaryota, Fungi, Ascomycota, Sordariomycetes, Hypocreales, Cordycipitaceae. The record is from RefSeq and is a predicted model, not a curated record. The transcript has a single exon. The coding region runs from base 1 to 1218 and encodes 405 amino acids.
AUGACUAUCGACUGUUUCUUCAAAUCCAACAAGACCUUUAGCUACGAGGCACUCCGCGCUGCGGGUUACAGCAACUAUGGCGGCGCAGACAUUGCCGAAGUGGUCGCGAUCUGCUCCAACGUUCGUCCUGGCAACGAAGAUGACUGGGCGCGCGAAUGGCAAAAGGCUGCCAAGCGCGCAAUGUCUCAAGCGGAGCACUCCAAGUCCGUGGAGAACGAUGAAAGUGCGUACCAAGCAUAUCUUCGCGCUUCAAACUAUUUUCGCACGGCUGAGUUUUUCCGACGGGAGGACGUCGACCACGACAAACUCGCGCAUUCCUUAUUCACAAGCUCAGAGAUUUGUUUUGAAGAGGCGAUGGCAUUGUCUCCGUUCAUCUAUGAAUCCAUCACCAUCCCGUAUGAAGAUACGACACUACCGGGAUACUUUGUCAGCGUGGACAGGGCCGCGACACCACGUCGUACAAUCAUUUUCAAUGGCGGCUAUGACUCGACCAUGAGCGAGGGCUGGUUUGCGAUUGGAGCGGCGGCUCUAGCUAGAGGAUACAACUUUCUUGCCAUUGACGGCCCGGGACAGGGAGCGGCUGUCCGAAAACAGCACCUGUACUUUCGCCCAGACUGGGAGCGCGUGCUCUCUCCCGUCGUCGACUAUGCCCUGACCCGAAAGGAAGUCGACGACAAAGGCAUGGUCGUUUUCGGCUGGAGCAUGGGCGGCUAUCUCGUGGCGCGCGCGGCCACCAAGGAGCAUCGCGCCCGAGCACUAAUCCUGGAUGACGGCGUGCUGGACUUUGGAUCUGCGUUUCGAGCGCACCAACCAUCCAUUGUUCAGAGACUGGUCGCUCAAAAGUACGAUUCGGUAUGCAACUGGCUCUUUGGCACGAUGGCUUCUUUCUCGACUGGCAUCCGCUGGGCGAUGCGCAAUGGAAUAUGGACAUUCGGGCUGCAGUCGGCGUCGGAGCUAAUUAGGGCGACAAAGAUAUACACGCUCGAGGGGCUGAGCCAGGACAUUACCACUCCGUGCCUGAUUCUCGACGCUGAAAAUGACCAUUUUCUCAAAGGCCAGCCGGAGCUCCUCCGAGAAAGUCUGACUUGUGAGAAUAAAUUUGUCAGAUUGCGGUCAGAUGAAGGCGCAGACACGCACUGUCAUCAAGGAGCUUUCUUUCGGACACACCAAGUCAUCUUUGAUUACCUUGCAGAACAGCUUGGCUCGGAUGAUGCGUGA